Molecule: messenger RNA, 1792 nt
Organism: Drosophila bipectinata
Lineage: Eukaryota; Metazoa; Arthropoda; Insecta; Diptera; Drosophilidae
Gene: Fam92
Product: CBY1 interacting BAR domain containing protein Fam92
Biological process (GO): cilium assembly
Cellular component (GO): ciliary basal body; ciliary transition zone
Source: RefSeq, a predicted model, not a curated record
GUAACCUUAGCAACGGAAUUUUCGAUUUUAAUGUAAAAAUAUAGUCAAAUACAGACAAAAUGUUUCGCCGCGGCAAAUUAUCGUUUCUAAAUACCAAAGAUGACCGUAUUAAAAUAAUAAAUGAGCGCAUUUCACUCACCGAACGCCAUUUGAUGGAAAUGUGUACCUCCUUUGCAUUGGUGACCCGGAAAAUGGCCAAGUACCGCGAUUCGUUUGAUGAUCUGGCCAAAGGAGUCAAGAGCUAUGCGGACGAUGAGGAAAUCAAUGAGAGUCUCUGCCAGGGACUAAAGAGCUUCACUAAUGCUGUGACUCUUAUAAGCGACUAUAUGGACAUUAAUGUCCACCGCUUGGAACAAAAGAUCGUCAACGAACUGGCCCAAUUUGAACAACUUUGUAAAUCCACGAGGGACAAUUUGCGCCUGGCUGUAAUUGCUCGCGAUAAGGAGGUUCUGCGCCAGCGCCAGAUGCUGGAGCUCAAGUCAAAGUUUUCGGCCAAUAACAGUGCCGCCGAUUCGGAGCUUUUUAAGGCAAAGAUGGAAGUGCAGCGCACAAACAAGGAAAUCGACGAUAUUAUCGGGAACUUCGAGCAGAGAAAGUUGCGAGACGUAAAGCAACUUCUCAGUGACUUUAUCCUCAUAUCCAUGAAGCAGCAUACCAAGGCUUUGGAGGUGCUCAGCGCCAGCUACUAUGACAUUGGCAACAUUGACGAUCGGGACGAUUUCCUAGAAUUCCAAAAACUAAUGAAGACCAAAGAGGAACCAACUACCCGGAAGGCAGCCUUCAAGAAAGGAUUGCGCUCCCAGUCGAUGGAUAGCUUGGACCAUGAGCAUCUGGUUAGUCCUUUGAAGCGACGCCAAAAGCUUUCGAGGAGCACCAAAAAUCUAACUCGUGCCGGAAUCAACCAUGGCAGUAAAACCGAGCCGGAAGAGAGCGAGGAGCAGGAUGACGAAGACGAAGAGGAUGAUGAAGAAGAAGAGGAAACCGAACAAAGUGGCGAGGAGGAAGAGGAAUCUGGUACCGCCUCCGACGAUGAAAGAGAACUCACUCAGCCGAGCACCCAAGCCACGCCUCGGGAAAACGUCUUCGGGGCCAAGUUGCGAUCUGGAGGAGGCAAGGAAUCCACAACACCUUCGUCCACAACCAGUGCAGCCUCGGCUUUGGCCAAGCCACCCCGCCAGCCGGUCAAGCAUCCCUUUAAGGCAGUGGCCUCCACACAUGUAAGGCUGCAGAAGCAGUUCCAUGUGCCCCCACACUAGCACCCGCUAAAGCUAGACUAGAUAUCGCAAAGCAGUAUUACUAAAAAGAAUCAUUUACAUAUGUAUGUGCCUCCCGCUAAGCUUGAAAAAAUAACAACCUAACUGCUAAUUGUAUCUCAUAUUUUAAAUCCAAGCUCAACAUCGCUUAUCCCAUAUCGCAUUUUAGUUCUGCACAAUUUGGAUAAUAAUUUUAACAACUGAUAAAAAAAAAAAUGUAUAGCCCCAACUAUAUUUUCUGAAACUAUGAUACGUAAUAAAAGUUUUGAGGAAAAGUGGCUUUAUUUGAAAUUUUUUUCAACCACCUUUUUUAAAGCUUUUAGAAAAUCAGACUAAGAUAAUGUAACUAAAUAGCUGCCAGCAUAACAGUUUCCGGAACAUUUGCGAAUGCCUUAUAAAUGCUCGUAGUUAUUAUUUACAGAUACAUUUUUAUUUUCAAAUAAAAUACUGGCAAGUAUCCACAUUAAUGAUUUGUUUUCAAAGGUAGGCACAAAAACAAGACUGAUUUUCACUUUUAAUGGCCACGGCUCACGAUUUGC